UAUUGUUUAAAUUUACAUCUCAAAUGGAUCAGACAAAUAAUUGGUUUUAUUGAAUAAUAUUAUGAAAAGAAAGAGAAGUAGAAAAGAAGAAGUAAAAAAGAGGAAACCAACCGGAAAAACGUUUUUAACAAGCCAGGCGAUAACUACACCACGUACAUACACGUAUAUGCACACGUAUAGAGACAAAUAGAAUAAUACAUUGAAUAGAAUAAAGAUGUGAGGAUGUCGAAUGAUUCACGAAGACAUACACUUUAAUUAUUAUCGUCAGUGCCGGACGAUAUAUCGAAGAAGAUGCACGUACGUUGUACGGUAAGGCUUUUGUUCACGAGUUUCCUCUUUUUCGUUGAAAACAUAGCAGCACCGAUAAGACCAUCAACGAAAUGGAACGGUUAUCAUCGGAUAGAUCUGCCAAAGAAGUGUUGUAUCGAGGGUUAUCUCUUCAACGACGAGCUGACGUGCGUGAAGGUCAUCGAGGAUAAUAAUUUUUCGAAGGAAAUGGAGACGGAAGUACGUGCUUAUGGGGUCUCGUGCGAGGAGGACGUUGCAAUGUGGAUGGAAGAACGUGGACCGAACGAUUCGUGGACUUACGCGACGGUCGACGUCCCAAACGACUACUGUCUGGAAAUGAUGACGAAUGGGACGCAAGUGUUGGCCAGGUGUCCGGAUUUAUUAAAGAUGAACGACAAUUCGUCAACGGCCAAUUCGAUCGUUUCAACGACAACGACAAGGACAAUUUACAACGAGAGGAAGACGAUAUGCGAUAAUAAAAAUCGUACGAAAAAAUUAGAGGCUAUAUUUUGGGGUGCGAAAACGUACAUGUUGACUAACAUAGCUCACAUGAUACUCUGCAUCGUCGUCGUAGUAACAUAUUUGUCGGUACCUGAACUUCGGAAAGGUGUCUACAAUCAUGCAGUUCUUCGACACAACAUAUCCUUGUUGGGAUUGGGUUCUAUACUAACGUUCUUGAGUUACUGUCAGUACCCCUUGGACGAUAACCUGACCAUCCUGCUCUGGCUUCUUCUACAAUAUUUCACCCUGGCGACGGUAUUCUGGUUGAACGUGAUCUGCUUCGACAUGACCCUCUGUAUCACAAGAUUCCGUUGGACGGUCGGACUCGGUGCUAACAACGAGAGAGACAAAUACAGGAGAUUGCUUCUAUACGGUGUUUUCGCUUGGGGUGGUGCGCUUCUACCCACGGUCGUUGCCGGCAUCUUCGAAUACACACCAGGAAUACCAAAGAACUUCCCGUUGAAGCCCAAUUACGUUCGGUAUUGCUUGGGCCCAAACCCAACGGUGAAUUUCUACUUCUUCGUUAUACCUCUCAUCACUCUACUCUGUAACAACGUACUCUUUCUUUUCACGACCUAUAAAAUCAUACGGAUACAAAGUAGUACCAAGAUAGCGACGAAAAAUCAAAGCAGCGUACUCACCAAGAAAUAUUUCCUAUUUCUAAGGCUCUAUCUCUUGAUGGGUGCACCUUGGUUCUUCGGUACUCUCUUAGCUUGUCUCAACAAACUCGUCAUAUUAAAGAUCUGUCGUCUCAUCCAGCCCAUACUAUGGCUCUUCAUGUUGUUAACACGGAAGAAUAUCCGACAAAAGAUCGCCGACAGAUUCUAUUGCUUCGUCUGAUCCGAGGAUCAUAAAGGAACUACUACUUUGCCUGGUAUGGAUUAGUUCGUUUCGACGAUCUCACAGAUAAUAUUCCGGUUGGGCUUCUUCCAAAUUCUCGAGGUUACAAGGUUCGUCUGGUCACGUGUAUGGCUUCACAUUUAUGAUGCACUUGGACCGUAUAUAACACAUACAUAUAUAUAUGUAUAUAUAUAUAUGUAUAUAU
Molecule: messenger RNA, 1834 nt
Organism: Vespula pensylvanica (western yellowjacket)
Lineage: Eukaryota; Metazoa; Arthropoda; Insecta; Hymenoptera; Vespidae
Product: G-protein coupled receptor Mth2-like
Exons: 1
Coding region: 292-1629 (445 amino acids)
Biological process (GO): cell surface receptor signaling pathway
Cellular component (GO): membrane
Molecular function (GO): transmembrane signaling receptor activity
Source: RefSeq, a predicted model, not a curated record